Prorocentrum cordatum is the source of this 364-nucleotide messenger RNA. The record is from the annotation of a GenBank genome assembly. Lineage: Eukaryota; Dinophyceae; Prorocentrales; Prorocentraceae.
GCCGCAGCAGAUGCGGUGAGGCGGCCGGAGCGGUGCGCGCGGGCGGCGGCCCGUUCGCUGGGGAGGCCGCGCCUGCAGCGCCGCCUGCGGCCGCGCCCGACCUGGGUGUGGCGGAGCUCGGGCACAGUGUCGCCGGUGCUCUGGCGCAGGAGCUCGCGCCCACGGAGGCGCGGUAUGAGCAGGAGCUCGAGAAGCCCCUCCCCCAGUCGGUCAAGGCGGACCUCAUGGCUCAGCUGGAGCGUGCGAUAGUGCCCGAUCGGGCCGUCCUCCCCCUCACGCCCCUCGUCUUCGGCUUCCUCGUCCUCGCUGGCACGUUUGAGACCGACGAGACGGUCGGGGACCUGGCGCCUCAGGUGGCGGCCAG